Messenger RNA from Castor canadensis (American beaver), 1808 nucleotides. The record is from RefSeq and is a predicted model, not a curated record. NCBI's taxonomy places the organism in Eukaryota, Metazoa, Chordata, Mammalia, Rodentia, Castoridae.
AAACAGAUUGGUGCUCUGACUGGGCUUGGGAAAACGCCACUGUGGCUGAUUUCCUGGUCUAAGAAGGUAGAAAUGCUGUUUGGAGGCUCCUGGUGGAGUUAAUCUUCAUUCCAGUUUUUGGCUAGGACCCACUCUCUUCACUUCAUCCAGAGAGCAUGAAGAAAAGCUGGGCCACUCAGGUGGAGGUAGAGGUGGAGAGCAUGGAUAAAGCUGGCAACUUCAUCGGCUGGCUGCACAUGGAUGGCGCUAACCUAUCGGUCUUGCUUGUGGAGCAAGCGCUCUCUAAGGUCCACUUCACUGCCGAGCGCAGUGCCUACUACAAGUCUUUGCUAUCUGCUGAGGAGGCCGCCAAGCAGAAGAAAGAGAAGGUCUGGGCCCACUAUGAGGAACAGCCUGUGGAGGAGGUGAUGCCUGUGCUGGAGGAAAAGGAGCGAUCUGCUAGCUACAAGCCAGUGUUUGUGACCGAGAUCACUGAUGAUCUGCACUUCUACGUACAGGAUGUGGAGACUGGCACCCAGCUGGAGAAGCUGAUGGAGAACAUGCGUAAUGACAUCUCCAGCCACCCCCCUGUGGAGGGCUCCUAUGCUCCCCGCCGGGGAGAGUUCUGCAUUGCCAAAUUUGUAGAUGGAGAAUGGUACCGUGCCCGUGUAGAGAAAGUCGAAUCUCCUGCCAAAGUGCACGUCUUCUACAUCGACUAUGGCAACAGAGAGAUUCUGCCAUCCUCCCGCCUGGGUACCCUGCCACCUGCCUUCAGCACUCGAGUGCUGCCAGCUCAAGCCACAGAGUAUGCCUUUGCUUUCAUCCAGGUGCCCCAAGAUGAGGAUGCUCGCACAGACGCCGUGGACAGUGUGGUCCGGGACAUCCAGAACACUCAGUGCCUGCUCAACGUGGAACACCUGAGUGCCAGUUGCCCCCACGUCACGCUGCAGUUUGCUGACUCCAAGGGUGACGUGGGUCUGGGCCUGGUGAAGGAGGGGCUGGUCAUGGUGGAAGUGCGCAAGGAGAAACAGUUCCAGAAAGUGAUCACGGAAUACCUGAAUGCCCAGGAGUCGGCCAAGAGUGCCAGGCUGAACCUGUGGCGCUAUGGAGACUUCCGAGCUGAUGAUGCUGAUGAGUUUGGCUACAGCCGCUAAGGAGAACCAUGCCUGCCCCCAGCACCGCUCACGCCAGUACCUCUUCCUCAGCCAGGAGGGCAUUUUUAACUCCAGACCUGAUUGGGGUGGGGGGCAGUAUAGAUUGGAUUCAGCUUUGCUUCAGUGUAUGGAAACAUCCUGUAUGGUGGCAUCAGGGCUGGGGGCAGGCCAUCGUCCUCUGGGAUGACAGCACUGCUGUCCACAGGCUUUCCCAGAUGAUUUUGUAUUUUUACUUGGGGGUUUGUGGUUUUUUAAAAAAUUGUCCUCAAAUCAGGAAGAACCAUAAGAGACUUUGUCCUAGUGAAGAGGGUAAUCUUGACACCUGAGGCCAGCUGCCAGCUGGUACCUGCCUCUACCCCAAGCCACCCCUCUUCCCCAACUCUGUCCAACUGUUGAUUAUGUGAUUUCUCUGAUACGUCCAUUCUCAGAUGCCAGCGUGUCCACUUCUGUCCCCUCACCAGCCCAUUCUGUAUUUAAAGCUUUUGAGGCCCAAUAAAAUAGUACCUGCUGUCUGCAACUCUUACUGUCAUGGUGGAACUAAGAUCCUGUGGUCUUGGCAACCCAGCUGGGAGGAGGCCUGGCAAAAACCCCUAAAACCAUAGCCAGCUGGGGACAGCAAGGCAGUUCAUUGUAAAAGCAAAUUCUGGGACAUCAUGGGCACCACUUGGCACCACA